GAGAGAGAAGAAGGGAGAGAGAGGGAGAGAGAGAGUGGAAGAGAGAGAGCGAAAGAGUGAAUGAGUGAGAGAGGAACCUAAGGAGAGAAAAAGAGUUUCCUCAGGAGUUUUCUAUUCGGUUCUGUUCCUCUUUUGAGUGUGAGAGUGGGUGAGUGUGUGUUUGGGACUUAACCGGAGUGUGUAAGUGUGUGUUUGGGACUUAACCUGUGUGUGUGAGUGUGUGUUUGGGACUUAACCGGACACCAGCUCCAGUCUAAGGGUGAAGAUGGCUGCACUGGAGUAGACAGUUGCAGCAUACAGGCGGCACACACACCUGCGCUUCCAGUCCUCUGCCCGGCGGCACACGCACCUCUUCAGCACAGCCGGCAGGUGAGAGAGGCUGUCCUCCAGAGUGGAGUGAGGGUGUUCCUGAGAGUGUGUGUGAGAGUGUGUGUGAGAGUGUGUGUGUGUCAGGCGUGUCUGGAGAAGGACAAACUGGAGUUCCGUCCCACAAGAAGGAGGCGGGGCCUCACAGCGAGAAACACGCAGCAGCAGGUUCACCAGCCUGCCACCCAUCAUACGACAGCCAAAGGAGCCAAUCAGCACAGCCAGACCGAGAGAGGAGCCAAUCAGCACAGCCAGACCGAGAGAGGAGCCAAUCAGCACAGCCAGACUAUACUGGGAGGAGUCAAGAGUCAGAGUCGGACAUCCAGUCUUCAGUAAAGGAAGCUGAGCCGGCCCCCUGCCUCUUCCCUCUCACUCGCUCUCGCCCCCCCCUGACUCACACCAUGCCCACCCUCCCAGAGGAGGAGGAGGACUCACCCGACAGCAGCUCCAGCUCCCCCACAUCAUAUACUCCAGCCCAGAGUAAACUGGUGAAGGUUGCCAUGGCAACUCCCUCCAUCGUUCUGCCACUGAUGGCCGCCAGCGUCCAGCCAAACCCACGACCUGUGGAGCAGGCCCGGCCACAUAGCCCACGCCCCCGCUUGUCCAGAAACUCUGCCUCCUUAGGAGUUCCCAUUACCACUGUAGACCCUGAGGGCCAUGUGAUUGACCUGCUGAAGGAUGAGCUCCCUGACCUGCAGCUGAAUGAUGCGGAGCGCCAGAGGAACCUGCAGCUGCUGGAGGAGGCCAAGAGAGUGAGCGAGCGCUUCCUCACCCGCAGGGGGCGCCGGAGCACCUGCAGCCUGUCUGACUCACCUACAGCUCUGUCUCCUAGCCCCACCCCUGGCUCCUCCCCCGUGCCAUCCAGAAGUAGCUCCACUACUGCUCCGCCUCCACCAGCAGACAGGUCAGAGCCGAACCUCUCCAAUCCACCUAGCUGCCAACGCCUAGAGGUUCCUCCUGUACGGGACCAGAAAGACCCCGACACAGUCGACCCAGAGGCUCUGCGGCGGGUGGAGUGGAGGCCCAGUGAGAAGAGGAAGGUGUCAUCAGGGACGCUCUCCCCCCGACACUCUCAGACGGCGGCGCUGAAGAAGGCCGCCUCGUCGCCCGCCGAUACGCCUGAGGAGAGCCCGUCCCCCUCACCUGCCACAGGUGUGGCCAAGCCGGUGCCCCGCCCCCCCACACAGCAGGCUCCCUGCACCGCGGAGAUCAAGACCAUGGGCGCCUUCCCCCCCCUCAUGCGCGCUGUCUCCUGGGACACGGUGGGCACCCUCAACCUGCGCAACGAGUCACAGAGCCCCGCCCACACGGAGGAGGAGGAGGAGGAGUCUAUAUCAGCCCUGCCCUUCAGUAAGGGGUCAGGUUACAAGGACUUCCCUGUUCCGGCUGCCAACGUCCAGAAGAUGUCCAAACUCAGAGAGGAGCACAAGUUGAUGCGGAACCACAGCAUCUCAAAGCUUCCUGACCUGUCUGAGAAUGCUGAGCAGGAGAGAGGCCCCUCCCCCCACCCUGCCCCUGACUCCGCCCAAGAGGAGGAGUCUAAGGAGAAGACUGACGUGCUGCCCAGCAUCUCUGAUGUCAUGCUGCGUAAACUCAAAAUGCACCGGGGCCUGCCAGGCUGCGCGCCACCUCUCUCAGAGAAGGAGGUUGAGAAUGCAUUUGUGCAGCUGUCUCUGGCGUACCGUAAUGACAGCUACACGCUGGAGACGCGUCUGAAGCAGGCAGAGAGGGAGAGAAACCUCACGGAGGAGAACACAGAGAAGGAGCUGGAGGAGUUCAAGGGCUCGCUGAAGGGUACAUCAUGUUUGUGGCAGAGUAUGGAUCAGCGAGAGUCGUACCAGCGCCUCCUGGAGACAUUGGCAGUACUGCAGCGUCUGGCCAUCCGCCUGUCAAGCCGAGCCGAGAUGGUGGGAGCAGUACGCCAGGAGAGGCGCAUGAACAAGGCCACAGAGGUGAUGAUGCAGUACGUGGAGAACCUGAAGAGGACGUAUGAGAAGGAUCACGCAGAACUCAUGGAGUUCAAGAAACUAGCCAAUCAGAACUCAAACCGUUGCUAUGGAGGCUCCAUAGAUACUGGAGAUGAUGGAAUCCCUCGGGCCUCCCGUUCCAUGUCUCUCACCAUGGGGAAGGCAAUGCCACGCAGAAGAGUCAGUGUUGCCGUGGUUCCUAAAUUUAACCUCCUCAACAUCCCAGGCCAGACACCUGGCCAAUCACCAGGCCAGAUGCCCGGCCAAUUACCAGGCCAGAUGCCCGGCCAAUCACCAGGCCAGAUGCCCGGCCAAUCACCUGGGCAGACAUUUGGCCAAUCACCUGGGCAGACACCUGGCCUGAGCAGUGGCCCCAGCUCGGCACGAGGCCUAAGUCCCGCUCUCCCGGUCCUGUGUGAAGCCACAGUGAGGACUGGUCCUCCCAAUGAUUCAACACUACACACCACACCAGAGAGUGGGAAACAGAGCGAAUAUGAUGCCGUAGCUCCUGCCAAGAGCCUCAGUGUGGAGGAGAUCCGCUCCGAACUCAAGGCCAAGAUAGAGGAGGAGGCUUACAAAAAAGGGUAUGAGGAGGGGCUUAAGAAGCUGAAGGAGCUGAAGGAGCUGAAGGAGGAGGAGGAGGAGGAGAAGACGGACGACACCAUAAAGGAGACAAAAGAGGGAAAGAGAGAGAAGAAGACGGAGGAGAAGACCGAGGAGAAGGAGGAGAAGGAGCUCCCUGGAGAGAGAGACGAGGAGGCGCACACUGAGAAGAGGAGCAGCAGCCGGUUCUGGGAUCUCUGGAGUGUUGUAGAGCGUUCCUGUCCGAAGGUCCUGUGGCAGAACCGUGUGGUGUGGGCCGCACUGACGUUCCUCUUGGUUCUCCUGUUCCUCGUCAACCUCCUGGGGUUCCCUAGCAACAGCUCCGGUGCGCUCGGCGACGCCUCAUCAGAGAAAGCUGAGGCUCCGCCCACCCAGAACAAACUCUUUGGACUCAGCGUCGGCGCAAAGGCUAAGCAGGAAUGAUACACACACACACACACACACACGUUCGCAAACACACCUACACACACACACACACACCUACACACGCGUGCGCACACACACCUACACACGUGCACACACACUUCUGCCUUCAAAAAGACCUACCUACUUGAAUUCUGAACACACACACGUAGACUAAGCCUAAGAUGUUUACCUGUGCUCUUGUCCACUCAGUCGGGACUGGCCUGACGGGCACACACUGACACACACACACACACACACACACACACACACACACACACACACACACACACACACACACACACACGUAGACUAGGCCUGAAAUGUUUACCUGUGCUCUUGUCUUGUUGGGACUGGCCUGAUGGGCACACACCACACACACUGGCCUGAUGGUGGUGGGGUGGAGGUUUGAUUGCGAGAUAUUUAAGUUAAAGUUUAAAUUUGUUAUGAUAAUAGAUGUUAUUUUUCUCUCUUGCUAUUGUCUGUCUGUAUUUAAAUGAUGUAAAGGGUGUGAGUGUGUUAUGGGUAGGACAUGGUGUCUCUAUUGCCCCCUAGUGGCCUUGUACUUGUGUGUGAUUUAACACUGAUCACCCCCCCCCCCUUCACUGUGUGUGUCACUGUCACCUGUGUCUCACUGCUGUGCUGCACCCCAAUAAAGCUGCUCUACCACAACUUACA
This is a messenger RNA of Clupea harengus (Atlantic herring), 4016 nucleotides long. It is a transcript of the gene irag1, whose product is annotated as murine retrovirus integration site 1 homolog. Bases 768 to 3359 code for a protein of 863 amino acids. The transcript is spliced from 24 exons. NCBI's taxonomy places the organism in Eukaryota, Metazoa, Chordata, Actinopteri, Clupeiformes, Clupeidae. The record is from RefSeq and is a predicted model, not a curated record.